Messenger RNA from Pangasianodon hypophthalmus (striped catfish), 6325 nucleotides. RefSeq names its product SET domain containing 1B, histone lysine methyltransferase b (gene setd1bb). The coding region runs from base 156 to 5885 and encodes 1909 amino acids. The transcript is spliced from 19 exons. The record is from RefSeq and is a predicted model, not a curated record. NCBI's taxonomy places the organism in Eukaryota, Metazoa, Chordata, Actinopteri, Siluriformes, Pangasiidae. Gene Ontology annotation, molecular function: RNA binding; protein binding; histone H3K4 methyltransferase activity. Gene Ontology annotation, cellular component: Set1C/COMPASS complex.
CUUGUUGUGAUGCAGGUUUAUCCCUCGGGAGAAAGCAGAAGUCGCAACAAUGAGCUCAAAAACAGCGACACGAAUCGUUUAUCUGUGUGUUUGUAAGGGGAAGAGUUUCAUCUGAACGCGAAGCGGCUGUUAAUAACAGUGUACAAUGAGUGCAAAUGAUGAGCGACAGCGGCGAGAAGGAGGGAGAUAACGAAUGUGUUGAAUUUGAAGUGGAAAGAGCACCGAACUGGAGCAGCUACAAACUGCUUGUUGAUCCGCUGUUGGAUGGUGGAAAGGAAAAGCUGUACCGCUAUGAUGGACUGCAUUUCAGCGCACCUAAUCCUGGAAUUCACCCGCCAGAAGUCAGAGACCCCAGAAUUGCUCGCUUUUGGACCAAGUUUAAAGAGACGAAUCUUCCAGUCCCCAAGUUCAAGAUUGAUGAGAAUUACGUUGGCCCACCAAAGGAGGUGACAUUCGCCAGGCUGAAUGACAACAUCAAGGCCGGGUUCUUAACGGACAUGUGCCGAAAGUUCGGAGAGGUCCAAGAGGUGGAGGUUUUGUUCAAUCCCAAGAAUAAGAAACAUUUAGGGAUAGCCAAAGUCAUUUUUGAAACUGUCCGAGGGGCCAAUGACGCGGUGCAAAAACUUCACAGUACUUCAGUUAUGGGAAACCGCAUUCACGUGGAGUUGGACCCAAGGGGAGAGAAGAGGAUGCAAUAUUUCCAGCUGCUUGUCAGUGGGCUAUAUACACCCUUUACUCUUCCUUUAGGGGAAGAGGCCUGGGGACCACAGUCACCCACCUACAGCUCUGACUCCCACAGUGAGUAUGACCCGGUAAAGCGCCUGUCUCACGGGUUGCUGUCUUCAUCUUCUGCGCUCCUUGGCUCCACCCCAUUUGAUUGCUCCACCCCUAUGUCCAUGGACACAGCCUAUUCCAGCAUGCAUCAGGACACUCCAUGUAGUUUCUGGCAGGAUACUCCACACGGCUCGCCUAUGUCUCAUAGUAACCCGGGAACCCCACCGCACUGCGAGGGUCUUACAAACACAACAGAUACACACACUGACACACACGCCUCAAAAAACAUCCCACAUUCGACUCCAUUCAUCACCUCUGAAUCCCAAUACACCUAUCACAAUCCUCACCUGGUCCAACUAACGCCACCAACGCCAAAUACGAGGCAGGGGUCUUUAAUUAGCAUUACUCAAAUGUCCUGGACCUCUAAAGGGCACAUGGUAUCAGGAGGCCAGUCCCACAAAGUCGGCAGGGCUCCUCGAGGUGGGCACAGGGAUCGUGCAUGGGGCACUAAAUACCAGAACGCAUAUAACCGUAGGCCGGAGCAUCGCUACGUGCACAGACCUGGAUUCAACAGAUCACACUAUCGCUCGGGAUGCACAACCAAUCUAGUGCCUUUAGUUACAUUUCAAGGACCUUCAGCUGCUCAGACACAGCUAGAUACGUCUCUGGCACCUCUUAUCCAAUGUAGUAGUAGCACAAAUAAACCUACAGAACAAACAGCCAUGGAAGCACCUAUAGGAAAUAUGGACAAGGAACCAAGUCAGCCAGUAUCCCAGAUCGGUAACUUGCGUCAAAUACAAACAUUGUGCUCACAGCCAUUGGGGAAAACAUUGGAUAUUCCUCAAAAAACACCUCAUAACAUCUUUAACUCUCCUCCUCAUGUGCCUGAGGUGCAACAGCAGGACACAGCUGUUAUAAAAACCCCAGAACGGUGUGUCUCCCCUGAGCCACACAGAAGCCCCUCAUUGGAGUCACUUCAUCCAGAACCAGUGCCAAGCAGCCUGGAUUCUCGUAUCAAGAUGCUCCUGGGCACUCAGAGUCCAGAUUCAGAAGAGAAUGUGGAGAAUUCAAACUCAGAAGAUUGGGUUUCCGCAGACAUUCCUCAACUGUCCUCCAAAUCUGGUCCCUCUUCUCCUCAAUCCCCUGAUGCCUCACGUACCCUGAAUUUCCCUGCAUCUCCCAGUCACUGUAGCUCCACACAGCAAACUUCACUUACAUUGGGUUUUGAAGACGUGAGUCCUUUUCCACUGCCAGACUCAGCAGAGGAAGGAGAGGAACCUCAACCAAGUAACGAGAAUCUGUCCAAGAUACCCGUCAUUUCAACCUUCUGUUCAAUGAUAUGCCCAGCUCAGCAACCUUUUACGAAUAAGCUGUCCCUAAGAGAAGGAGAAGCUUCGGAGGAGCCCACUGGACCUGGGACCUGCUCUUCACCUGCUCCUCCUGUAUUCCCAGUGCUUCCUCCUCCUGUUCUCCUGCCUCCACCUCCACCUCGCUUUCCUACACUACCACCCCCAGUUUUGCCUCCUAUGUGUGGACCUUCCCCUCCCUUACUGCCCCCUGUACCAGUUCGAAUCACUUCUCCUCCUCCUAACUUCUCUGGAUCUCCAGCACCUUUCUGUCUGCCACCGAAGCUCCCCAUGGGACAAGUGAACAGGCCCCCAAGGUGGACUAACCCUCCUGCACCUCCUCCUUCUGCAGCUCUUCCUAUCCCGACCAGAAUAACCCAGGGGAAAUCCCACACUGUUUUUCCACCUCCUUUUGCCAUCCUUCCUCCCCCGACACCCUUUCCAGGUUUGGACGGAGUCAGACAGGCACCAUGUCCGACUUUUAAUUCAGCUGCUCUCCCUGGCUACAGAGCACCGUGGCCACCCGCACUCCUGCCUGUGUUUGACCCCUCUGUGCCGCCUCCGGGCUACUUACCUGUGAGUGAGUCGCUCCACAAGGCCACGGUGGAUGGAGUGAUGGCUGCUGUAGCUGCAGAACUCAAGGCUAUAGUGAAAAAAGACAUCCUUCGCAGGAUGGUUGAAGGCGUUGCCUUUGCAGGAUUUGAUCAAUGGUGGGAUGAGAGGGAACACUCAGCUAAGAUAUCGAUGGUUCCUUUGAAAUCUGGAGAGAGUAAAGAGAAAGGGCCUGUGAAGCUUAAGGUUUUCGAGCCAUGGCAGACUGUGGAGAGUGUGGGGUCAGAGGGCACAAUACUAGGCACAGGACUGGGUGUGGGCCUCCGCUCUGCCCUCAAACUGCCUUCAUUUAAGGUGAAACGGAAGGAUCCAUCUGGUGAGGACCCUGUGGAGGCUAAAAAGUCAUGUCCCUCCUCUUCGCCUGGUCACACACUCUCAGAGGAAGCAGAAGCAGGGCGGGAGACACACAUGCAGGAUGAAGAAGUGGACGAGCCCCAAAAGGAACAGGGAGUCCCUGUGGUGAAACGGCGUCAUGCCAGACCUCUGGAGCUGGACAGUGAUGAUGACGAGGAACAGGAGGAGGAGGAGGAGGAGGAGGAGAUCUCUGGGAAUAUGGAGGAGUUGGUUUCUGAACAAGAGGAGAGAGAUCAAGCAAAGAUUUCAAUUUCUGAUCAGGAGGAUGAUGACGAGGGAGAAGAAGAAGGUGACAGAAAAGAGGGGAGGUUUUCAGCUGUGAAGGGAGAAGGGAGGCUUUCAGCUGUGAGAGAAGAUGAAACUCACUCAGACAAAGAGGUAAUUAGCAUAGCGUCAUCAGAAUCCUCCUCCAUCGUGGAUUAUGAAUCCACACUCUCCUCAAGAUCUGACUUGAGCUCCUCUGAUGAGAGUCAUUACUCCUCUGAAUGUGAGGAGUAUGAGGAAGACGACGAGGAUGAUGGAGAAAGUCCGUCAUCUGAAGCUCCUGAAGAGGAGAGAGCAGUGGAGGAGAUUUGGAUCUCAUCAGAUGAAGACGUUGAAGAAUAUGUAUCUCGCACACCUGCUCGCUCUUCUGUGAACUCCUGGGAGGACGAGCUCGACCCACCUCUGACUCCGUCUGCUCCACUGUCUAAUGAUGGCGACCCAGACGACACACUGCUAGGCACUGAUCCACAGGAAGAGCUGCGAGUGCAAGUGUUUCUGCACAGCUAUGGCUGCCAGGAUCCAGUCACACAGCACUUAUCUAACAAACUCGAGCUGUCUGACCCUGCUCUGCUUUCUUCAGCCCACGAGCCGGAGCUGCAGCGUCCACCAUCGCCAGCUUAUAGAGAGCUCUCCUCUGAUGAGGGGUUGGAGACAGACCUGGAGGAUCCGGGUUACACAAAUGAAUUACUGGAGGAUUCUGGGAACCUCAGACCCCCCACACCAACAGGGUCUCUGUCAGAAAGCGAGCCCGAGCUCGAGCUCAGGCACGGGUUAGCGCCCCCUGCUGCCGAUGAGGUGGAACUGCCCUGUACUCCUGGAGGAGGUUUUGAAACAGAGACUGAAACUCUUGUUUUAUCCCCAGCUCGUACUACUCCUCUCCCUCUUCCACCUUCUCCCACAGGCUUCCAUCUUUUCCCAUCUCCUCCACUGUACUUGUCUCCUCCUCCUCUCCCAUCCUCUUAUCCUGCCUAUGAGGAAACUCCUAAAACUCCAGGCAGGAAUAACAGAGAGGAGCAGAGACAUCAUACAGCAGCAAUUACGCAAGAUGCAGUACUCAGGAUGGCAAUGCACAGCCCGUUCUCGCCUUCCUUUCUGUCAGUAUCACCUCACACAGGAAGCGGGGUUCCCAGAACUCCAGGACGAGACACGGAUCCGUCCUCACCUCUUUCUGAGGACAGCGAGGCCAAUUUUCAGCAGAGGCAGCAUUGGCAAGGUCGGCGUCCACGCUAUUUGCACCAAUUUCACGUCCACAGCACCAGCUCCUCUCCUUACUCCUCUGAUUCCUCAAGUUCACAGACAAGAGAUUUGAGUUUCUCUACAAAUCAGCUGGCAGGUUUUGAUGUUGCACAUCUCAGAAAGAGAAGAGAACGGAUGCAGCGUAAAAGGAGAAUGAUCCUCUCGCAGAGAAACAGGCGAAACACGGAUGAUUUUCAGCACAUGCCUGUGAGAAGUUCAUUCACUAAAUCAUCAUGUGAUUCAGCUCCAGAUUUGAGCAUGGAAUUGGCAGCUCAGGCCAAAAAGCCACUGCAGGGACUCGAGAACCGAUUAGAAAACAGGCUUCACCAGGGGCCACUGGAGAGCCAGAGACUCCCCAAACCACUGUACCCGUGGAGAAAGAGAAAGUCGUGGCCUCACACUUCUUUGUUUGCCCCUCGGUCCAGACGGAGAGAAAGGCUGCUGAUCGAUGCUGUCUGGACUAAAGGAGUGAACAUGGAGGAGAUUGGCCACCUGAAGGCCACAUAUGAGAGGAUGCUGCUGCAAAACAACACCUUCGACUGGCUCAGAAGCACACACUGGGUUCCCCAUCCUCCGAGCAGCGUUCCUCUGGAAUGGCCACCAAAAUUGCCGGGUGGCGUUCGCUAUCACAUGACUGGGUCUGCACGCACAGAGGGAUUUUACAUCAUCAGCAAGGGGGAUAAACUGCACUACCUCCGACACACACACGCUGCCUCGGGAGAACUGACUGCAGACACUCAGUAUAAGAACGCUCCAGCUCAGCUUCCCUCGUCAUCUCGUUCCGGAUCAGAUUUCCGAGCUGAACAACGGCGCCUGCUCUCCUCCUUCAGCUGUGACAGCGACCUGCUCAAGUUUAACCAACUGAAGUUCCGUAAGAAGAGGCUGCGCUUCAGCAGGAGUCGCAUCCACGACUGGGGAUUGUUUGCAGAGGAGCCGAUAGCUGCUGAUGAGAUGGUGAUCGAAUACGUGGGCCAGAGCAUACGGCAGGUGAUAGCAGACAUGCGUGAGAGACGCUACGAGCAGGAAGGCAUCGGCAGCAGCUACCUGUUCCGGGUCGACCAGGACACCAUCAUCGACGCUACCAAGUGCGGCAACCUGGCCAGGUUCAUCAACCACAGCUGUAACCCAAACUGCUAUGCUAAAGUCAUCACUGUAGAAGCCAAAAAGAAAAUAGUCAUCUAUUCUCGGCAGCCGAUCAGCGUCAACGAAGAGAUCACGUAUGAUUAUAAAUUCCCCAUCGAGGACGAGAAGAUCCCCUGCCUGUGUGGAGCCGAGAACUGCAGAAGAACCCUCAACUAGACAGCGACUGAUUGUGCCGUGCAACAUGAUGUCAUUGUUUUAUUAGCACCUGACUUCCUCCAGCAUGGUGCACUAACCCUUCGUGACUCAUAAAGACAUUGCGAUGCUAUUUUAAUUACCACAAGUGAUGUAAGUAUAUACACAGUCCAUCAGCUACAGUACUCGAGGGACUCGUAAUGAUGUGGUUACUUCUUUUAAGUAGAUAAAUUUAAUAAUUGACACAGUGUGAGUCACAUCUUCAGAGAUAAACAUCCUAACAAAGAGAUGGUUAUCAUUUAAUUAGAAAACUUAACCAAACGUCUGUCUCGGGCUUUAAAUCCAGAGGUCGUGUGUACACAAUUUAUUGUACAGCGCUGUACAGUUGGUUUUCUUUAACACGCAUAAAACAUUUGAAUUCAGAACAUCACACAUCAGUCUGUGUGGUAUUACACUUCAGCAUG